GGUAACCUUGACCUGCUCUACACACUUGCCGGUUAUCCGGUCCGAACAUCUGACUUGCUGGCUGCCAUGGUCUGGCUGGCUCCAUUACUCCUAGCUAAUCUUAUCGCAGCAAGACCUCCAAAGGAUGCCUGUGCAGCAAUCGCUGGCAAGAAAUGGGUCACCCCAAUCCAGGCCCGAGCUUGUAUAUCCCUGGCUCCCGUCGACCCAGUUCUCAAGGCCAAUACCAUCGAGGUCCUGAACAAGACCCUCGCAUUCCAUACCUCUGUAAACUACCAGAUCCAAGCACCAAAGCCCUUCCAACACGACGUGCACGAAGACCUCCAUGUCGACCUCGACAGGAUCAGCCAACAGGAUCAUCAUCCUUCCGAGUUUGACCUCCAUCUCGACCUCUUCCGGACUUUUAAACGCGUCAAUGACGGACACUGUGUCGUGUUGAAUUACUGCUACGACUGUCAGUUCCCUUCAUCUAAUAGUAGACUAUCCGAGGCUCACUCGGUACAGCACUCUACGUAUCCUACCUCCCGACACCCCUCUGUGCUUCUUUCCGACGACACGGGCGCCCAACACGUCCAUAUAGCCCCAGAGGCCUUCUCCGUCGCCUCGGCAGAAUUCGGGGACGAGAUCGAGUAUUGGCAGAAACGUUUACCUGGGACACUCAAAGGGAAGCUCCAGUCCCUCUCUGGGGCUCGAGUCCUCCUUAUUGAUGGCCAAGAUCCAUUCAUAGCUGUCAACGCCAAUGCACAAGUUACCGGAAGCUAUCAAUCACUCGGGACCCGUCAGAAUUCUUUCUUCGCCUCGUACCACCGCGGUCGCGACGGCUGGGAGUACGUGAUGGGCAACUUUGCCCAACAGACGCAUCCACUCGUAGAUGCUGUCGAGCUGACGAUCCAGCGCGUGAAUAGCACAUCAAUCGAUACUGUCACAAUCCCGUAUAGGUCUCGUUUUGGCUCCAACUCGAAGAAUUUCACCGAUUUCGAAUCUUAUCGAGCGAACAACUGCUUUGCGGGGAAACACACUAAUGGCUAUGAUGUUUAUGCUGAUGGUUUGGAUGGUGCCGGUGAGAGACCGAUAGCUUACUUUCAGCAGCAGCCUCCUGUGGAUCCUAGAGACGCGCGAAGACACCCGAUGAAUGUGAUCGUGGACGCUAUACCCCCCACCGAUAUCAAGUUGCCAGAGGAGCUGCAACCUAUCCCACCCGCGCUGAACGAGAGCUAUAGUGUGGCGCAGUUUUAUCUACUCGAUGAUAAAGUCACAGGGGUGCUUGCUCUUGGAAGUUUCGCUGCUCAGAGUUUCUCGACGUUCCAAUCUAGCCUGCUGUCGGGUCUGAAUGGCCUCAAGUCAUUGGGAGCUAAGCGCUUAGUGGUAGACGUGACGAAUAACGGCGGUGGAUAUAUCUGUAUUGCACAUUGGCUUCACCGGAUUAUCAUAGGACCCAAGGAAUCCACCGAGCCUCAGGCAGGCCUGGAUAGUAAAACUCGCGCGGGGCCUCUAGCCCAGUUGAUCGUCAAAAAGAUCUUGGACGGUGCUGAUCCUGAGGAGCUGCUUUCUUAUAGCCCUCAGCUGGGACAAGAGUGUCAGCCGUUCAGUGAAGAGCCUCCUGCGGAGCCUUUGUUCAAGCUUAGUGAGGUUGUGAUUGUGUCGAAUGGGAGGCGAGUGUACAGGUUGUCUGUCUUGAAUUAUAUAUGUGACGCCUUGAGUAGAUGCGCAAGUUCCUGCUCACUUUUCAGCAUAACAAUGUCCAAGCUCGAUGGCGUCAAAACGGUCGUCGUUGGUGGAAAGAAGGACACGCCUCAAGAAUAUUGUGGAACCGUUGGUGGUCAGUCUACAGAUUUUUCGACCAUCGAUACCGAGAUCAAGACAACGCAUCUGAAGAACCAUACACUCGCCCCGCCAGACCUACUCACGAAUACCGUGCAAGGGAUCACAUGGAGACUUGGAUUUGGAAUAGAUGACCCCGAGGAACCAGAGGAGUGGCAGGGUCAUCCCGCGGAUCUCAACCUGCCGCUAACCGAAGCCAUUGUCAACAAGCCGGUAGCAAUUUGGGAAACGGUAGUUAGAGAGGUGUUUGAAGGAGAUGCUUGAAUGUUUUACUUAGUUGUACUUUUUUGUCAGUUCCGUCCACGUGAAAUGUUGAUGAUGUCAGAACGCAGGGCUAGGCA
Desarmillaria tabescens is the source of this 2159-nucleotide messenger RNA. RefSeq lists its product as uncharacterized. Lineage: Eukaryota; Fungi; Basidiomycota; Agaricomycetes; Agaricales; Physalacriaceae. The record is from RefSeq and is a predicted model, not a curated record. The transcript has 16 exons. The coding region runs from base 67 to 2082 and encodes 671 amino acids.